GCCACUAGAACGAACCAUAGAAUUCAGAAGCAGAAGUCGCAGUCACGUUUUACUGCCUUUACAGCUGGUCUUUUUACAGCUUCUAUCGACUUUUUUCCAAUACAAAUUUAUUUGCAAAUUUACUUGCAAAUGAACGCAUAAAUAUAACCUGUCACCUUAAACACCUCAGCUCGUCGCCGCCCCAUUUCUUUUCCCCCAACCAAACAACUUACAACAGUACAUCCUCUUCACCUAAGCCCAGUCUUAAACGAUAUCCUACAGCAGCAUCGCCCAAGAUGUCACAGUCCGUGCUCGAGCAACUCCUGGAGAUGGGGUUCGACAAAUCACGUGCCGAACUGGCAGUGAAGAGAUCCGACGGGUUGCCGGAUGCUAUGGACUGGUUGGAGAAGACCCAGGAUACUCCAUUGGAAGAGCUUCUCGAGGAGGAGCAAUCUGGAGCCAACGUUGCAAAGGUAGAUGAAGGUGCAGUCGCAAUGUCACUCGUCUGUAAUGAGUGUGACAAGAAGUUCCGUUCUCAAGCCGAGGCUGAAUUCCAUGCCAACAAAUCGGGUCAUACCGAUUUUGCCGAGUCUACUGAACAGAUUGCUCCCCUUAGUGAGGAGGAGAAGAAAAAGAGACUCGAAGAGCUCCGAGAGCGUGUCAAGGCUAAGAAGGCCGGCCUAGCUGCCGUAGAUAAAGAAGAGCAAAAGCGCAAUGAGCAAAUCCGCCAAAAAGCUACUAGGGAAUCUCAUGAGCUUAAGGAGGAGCUCCAGCGCAAGGAGCAGAUCAAAGAAGCCGCCAAGAAGCGACAAGAGAAGCUCGAUGACAUCGAGGCCAAGAAACGCAUCAAGGCCAAGAUCGAAGCUGACAAGGAGGAACGCCGACGCAAGGCAGAAGAGGCAAAAGCUGCAAGGGCAGGAGUCCCAGUUGCAGCCCCAGCCGCCGCCGCUCCAGCGCCCGCUCCAGCACCAGCUCGUUCUGCCGUUACUCACAAUGAAGCUCGACUGAGACUACAGACUUUCGGCGGCAACGUCUUGAAGACACUCCCGGCAGACACCACACUUUUCGAGGUCAAACAAAUGCUGGAGUCGGAGAAUGGACUUACGGUUACCAAGUUCGUCCAGAACUUCCCCAGAAAGGUCUUCGAAGGCAGCCUCGACCUUGGUAAAACUUUGAAGGAGGCUGGACUAGUCCCGAGCGCUGUUUUGGUUGUACAAUAAGUUACGAAGAUGCGAAGAUGAGGGAAAAGGGGGUCGGGGAUGUUGAUUCUCACGGAUGAAUGAUUUGGCGAUGACUUGGCGUUUUGACUUUGCUUGGGAAGGUGAAAUAGGAGGUUUCAUGAUAAGGGGGGUAUCAUGAAAAGAAUGAUGAGUCAACGCAAAUAAAAGCAAUCUUAUGAAGAUUGUAGCAUUUAUGCGAAUGCUAUUCGAGAUCACUAGAGUUCCCCUAGGAACUUAAGCCGGGGCCAUAAAUUUGCAUUUCACUUCGUUUGCACAAUGAACAAAUGAACAAUUCACGGCGCAGUAGGACUUUUUAAAUUCGUCUCUCAUGGCUUCAUCUGCAAAAGCCAAUUGUCAUAUUAACCUAUGACUUGGUAAAGGUCGCCCAUGGCAUCCU
Messenger RNA from Daldinia caldariorum, 1596 nucleotides. RefSeq names its product ubiquitin-related domain-containing protein. Bases 276 to 1199 code for a protein of 307 amino acids. The record is from RefSeq and is a predicted model, not a curated record. Lineage: Eukaryota; Fungi; Ascomycota; Sordariomycetes; Xylariales; Hypoxylaceae. Gene Ontology annotation, molecular function: protein binding. The transcript has 4 exons.